Corylus avellana is the source of this 1558-nucleotide messenger RNA. It is a transcript of the gene TBL39, whose product is annotated as TRICHOME BIREFRINGENCE-LIKE 39. Lineage: Eukaryota; Viridiplantae; Streptophyta; Magnoliopsida; Fagales; Betulaceae. The record is from RefSeq and is a predicted model, not a curated record. Gene Ontology annotation, cellular component: Golgi apparatus. Gene Ontology annotation, molecular function: O-acetyltransferase activity.
UUAUUUUAGAAUCAAAAAACCAUCAUGCUUCCAAAAUUUUCAAACCAUGGAUUGGAUCCAACCCCACAUGCUGCCACAGUCCAAAGAAUCCGUCAAAAAAACUUCACAAUUUCUGUCAGAAAAUUAAACAAAAAUAAUUUAAAUAAAUCUCUCUCUUUCUCUCUCUACAAUUAGCAUUAUAAAAGGUACUUGGUUGAGACAGCUUUUUCUUCAAAUCCUCGUCCUUUUGUUUGUAAAUCCCGGAUCGAAACCCAAGGAAAUGGGUUUCCCACUGCUAUUCUUCCAAGCCUUGUUGUUGUUUCUCUCCCUGUUUUUGUUUUCCCACCAAACAGAAGCAGAGGACUUCAUUUCCCUCAGCAAUGCAACCCAUUUGAGUGACAGAAAACUUGCUGGUAAAUGCAAUCUGUUUAGCGGUAAAUGGGUUUACGAUGCUUCAUACCCUCUCUACUCCUCUUCGUGUCCCUUCAUAGAUCCCCAGUUCGACUGCCAAAAGUACGGCCGCCCUGAUAACUUGUACCUCAAAUACAGAUGGCAGCCUUUCUCCUGUUCCUUUCCCAGGUUUAACGGGCUAAAUUUCUUGGAGAAGUGGAGGGGGAAGAAGAUAAUGUUCGUGGGGGACUCCUUGAGCUUGAAUCAGUUCCAGUCUUUAACUUGCAUGAUUUACGCUUGGGUGCCAAAGUCUAAGACCACAUUCAUCAGGAAAGAUGGGCUCGCUUCUGUAACUUUCGAGGACUAUGGAGUUAAAAUACUCCUCUACCGUACACCAUACCUUGUGGAUCUUGUUAAUGAAGACAAAGGGCGAGUGUUGAAGCUUGAUUCCAUAAAGAGCGGCAAUGCAUGGAGGGGAAUGGACGCUCUGGUCUUUAACACGUGGCAUUGGUGGACCCACACCGGAAGAACCCAACCAUGGGAUUAUAUGCAAGAGGGGAAUAAAUUGUACAAAGAUAUGAACCGUAUGGUUGCAUAUUAUAAAGGGUUAACAACUUGGGCUAGAUGGGUCAACCUAAAUGUUGAUGCUUCCAAGACCAAGGUCUUCUUCCUUGGGAUUUCUCCCACCCAUUACGAGGGCAAGGAUUGGAAUCAGCCAUCAAAAUCAUGCUCCGGUGAGAAGCAACCGUUCUUCGGGCUAAAGUACCCGGCCGGCACACCGAUGUCUUGGGUGGUUGUGAACAAAGUGUUAAACAGAAUAAAGAAGCCGGUGUAUUUCCUCGACGUUACAAAGCUUUCGCAGUAUCGGAAAGAUGCACACCCGUCGGCUUAUAGUGGGGAGCAUAGCGGCACGGACUGCAGCCAUUGGUGUCUUCCGGGGCUGCCGGAUACUUGGAAUGAGCUCCUAUAUGCAGCCCUCUUCGGUUGAAGGCAGAGGGUGUGGGCAAAGUACUUAGUGGAAUUAGAAAGAAAACCCAUUGUUUUCAAUUCUAAGAGUUUAAUUUUUAUUAUUGUUGUGUAAGUGGGCAAUAAGAGGGUUGAUGCUCCUGUUGUAAAUUUUUAAGAUUAUUUUGGCAGAAAGUUGCCUUGAAUUGGAAGCAAUAUAUACCCUUGUGAGUUUUUAACAUCA